UGUAUUUUUAUUUUUUGGGUGUCUUGUUAAUCUCCGCGUAGCAGCCGGGGAAAGGGAGUCAAUGGAAUUGACGCUCUGAGAUCGGAGUAUUGCAGCCCCUGGACAAGUGGGAGGAGAAGAAGGGGGGCAGCCAAGUAACCCCCCCCCCCAAGUGAAGUCAGGCGAAGGGGGAGAGAAGAAAGAGAGGAAAGGGAAAAGGAGAGAAACCGGGACUAAGAGGCAGGGAGCCGGCGACUUCUGGGGAACAACUUGUUGCGAACAGAUUUGCCAAGUAGGAGUCAGCGUCUCACUCCCCGCCGGGACUGGAGGGAGCAAACGCGCCGCGUCUCGCUCCUGGUCCGCACCGCCGGGCGCCGGGGUCCACGCUCGCAGCCGAGGGGAGAUGCCGUUUGGACCAUGUAACAUCGCUGCCAGGAGUUGAGGCCGCCUUUCCCACGAACCAUGAAGCUGGCCGAGCGACUCGUGUGCUGGGUCAGCUGCCUGGUGAUCUCCGGGACCCUCCAGCCCGGCGCGGCGCAGGCAGUGUGCGCUGGUACUGAGAACAAGCUGAGUUCUCUGUCUGAUCUUGAGCAGCAGUAUCGUGCGUUGCGCAAGUACUAUGAGAACUGUGAGGUAGUCAUGGGCAACCUGGAAAUCACCAACAUUGAACACAACCGUGAUCUUUCCUUCCUCCGGUCUAUCCGAGAAGUCACGGGAUACGUCCUGGUAGCUUUGAAUCAGUUUGAGUACCUCCCGUUAGAGAACCUACGCAUCAUUCGUGGGACAAAACUCUACGAGGACCGGAAUGCCUUGGAGAUAUUUCUUAACUACAAAAAGGAUGGUAAUUUUGGACUCAGGGAACUUGGCCUGAAGAACUUGACUGAAAUACUGAAUGGAGGGGUAUACGUUGGCCAGAACAAGUUUCUUUGCUACGCCGACACCAUUCAUUGGCAGGAUAUCGUGCGUAACCCACGGGCUUCCAACUUCACUUUGGUUCCAACAAAUGGCAGUUCAGGAUGUGGGCGAUGCCACAAGUCCUGCACAGGCCGAUGUUGGGGACCCACAGAAAACCACUGCCAGAGCUUGACAAAGACAGUGUGUGCAGAGCAAUGUGAUGGACGUUGCUACGGGCCGUACGUCAGUGACUGCUGCCAUCGGGAAUGCGCUGGAGGCUGUUCCGGACCUAAAGACACUGAUUGCUUUGCCUGCAUGAAUUUCAACGACAGCGGCGCGUGUGUCACUCAGUGCCCCCAGACUUUUGUUUACAAUCCCACCACCUUCCAGCUGGAGCACAACCACAACGCCAAAUACACCUACGGAGCUUUUUGUGUCAAGAAGUGCCCACAUAACUUUGUGGUAGAUUCCAGCUCUUGUGUGCGUGCCUGUCCCAGCUCCAAGAUGGAGGUGGAAGAAAAUGGUAUAAAGAUGUGCAAACCCUGCACUGACAUUUGUCCUAAAGCAUGUGAUGGCAUCGGCACAGGGAGUUUGACGUCCGCUCAAACCGUUGAUUCCAGCAACAUUGACAAGUUCAUAAACUGUACCAAGAUCAACGGGAACCUGAUCUUUCUUGUCACUGGGAUUCAUGGGGACCCCUAUCACACAAUUGCAGCAAUGGACCCAGAGAAAUUAAAUAUCUUCCAAACAGUCAGAGAGAUAACAGGUUUCUUGAAUAUUCAGUCAUGGCCCCAAAACAUGACAGAUUUCCGUGUGUUUUCUAACUUGGUUACUAUAGGUGGAAGAGCCCUAUAUAGUGGCCUUUCCUUACUCAUCCUGAAGCAACAGGCAAUUACCUCUCUACAGUUCCAGUCACUGAAGCAGAUCAGUGCUGGCAACAUCUACAUCACUGACAAUACCAACCUGUGCUACUAUCACACCAUCAACUGGACCAGCCUGUUCAGCACGCCCAACCAAAAGACAGUGAUCCACCACAACAAAAAGCCUGAGAACUGCACUGCAGAGGGAAAGGUGUGUAACAACUUGUGCUCAAGUGAUGGCUGUUGGGGGCCAGGGCCAGACCAAUGUCUGUCCUGCAAACGCUUCAGCAGAGGAAGGACGUGUAUAGAGUCUUGUAACCUUUAUGAUGGGGAAUUUCGAGAGUUUGCGAAUGGUUCUGUGUGUGUGGAGUGUGAUCCCCAGUGUGAGAAGAUGGAAGAUAACAUGAUCACAUGCUAUGGGCCGGGACCAGACCACUGUACCAAGUGUUUCCAUUUUAAGGAUGGCCCCAACUGUGUGGAAAAGUGCCCCGAUGGCUUACAGGGGGCAAACAGCUUCAUUUUCAAAUACGCCGACGAGGACCGUGAGUGUCACCCUUGUCAUCCAAACUGCACGCAAGGGUGUAGAGGCCCCACUAGUCAUGACUGCAUUUACUAUCCAUGGACUCGCCAGUCCACCUCACCACAGCAUGCUAGAACCCCCCUGAUUGCUGCAGGCGUGAUUGGUGGACUCUUUAUCAUCAUCAUUGUGGGCCUGACGUUUGCCGUUUAUGUUCGGCGGAAAAGCAUCAAAAAGAAGAGGGCCUUGCGGAGGUUCCUGGAGACCGAGCUGGUGGAGCCCUUGACCCCAAGUGGCACAGCACCCAACCAAGCACAGCUUCGCAUCCUGAAGGAAACUGAGCUAAAGCGAGUCAAGGUCCUUGGCUCUGGGGCCUUUGGAACCGUGUAUAAGGGUAUUUGGGUUCCUGAAGGAGAAACAGUAAAGAUUCCUGUGGCUAUUAAAAUCCUUAAUGAGACGACUGGUCCCAAGGCAAAUGUGGAGUUCAUGGAUGAAGCGCUUAUCAUGGCAAGCAUGGAUCAUCCACACCUGGUGCGAUUACUGGGCGUCUGCUUGAGCCCUACCAUUCAGCUCGUCACUCAGCUGAUGCCCCAUGGCUGCUUGUUGGACUAUGUUCACGAACACAAGGAUAACAUUGGCUCACAGCUCCUGCUGAACUGGUGUGUCCAGAUAGCCAAGGGAAUGAUGUACCUGGAAGAGAGGAGACUGGUUCACCGGGACUUAGCAGCCCGGAAUGUCCUGGUAAAAUCACCAAACCAUGUGAAGAUCACUGACUUUGGCCUGGCCAGGCUCCUGGAAGGCGAUGAAAAAGAGUACAACGCUGAUGGAGGGAAGAUGCCAAUUAAGUGGAUGGCUUUGGAAUGUAUACACUACAGGAAAUUCACCCAUCAGAGCGAUGUUUGGAGCUAUGGUGUCACUAUCUGGGAGCUUAUGACCUUUGGCGGAAAACCCUACGAUGGAAUCCCGACCCGAGAAAUUCCUGACCUGUUAGAGAAAGGGGAACGGUUGCCCCAGCCUCCUAUCUGCACCAUUGAUGUUUACAUGGUGAUGGUGAAAUGCUGGAUGAUUGAUGCUGACAGUCGGCCUAAAUUCAAGGAAUUGGCUGCUGAAUUUUCUAGAAUGGCUCGAGACCCUCAAAGAUACCUUGUCAUUCAGGGUGAUGACCGUAUGAAGCUCCCGAGUCCAAAUGACAGCAAAUUCUUCCAAAAUCUGCUGGACGAGGAAGACCUGGAAGAUAUGAUGGAUGCUGAGGAAUAUUUAGUUCCUCAGGCCUUUAACAUCCCUCCUCCUAUCUAUACCUCCAGGGCUAGAAUCGACUCCAACAGGAGUGAACUUGGACACAGCCCUCCUCCUGCCUACGCCCCUAUGUCAGGAAACCAGUUUGUGUACAGAGGCGGCGGCUUUGCUACAGAACAAGGAGUGCCUGCGCCAUACAGAGCUGUCAGCUGCAUCACUCCAGAGGCGCCAGCCAUCCAGGGGGCCACGGCAGAGAUCUUUGACGACACUUGCUGUAAUGGUACGCUACGGAAGCAGGUGGCCGCCCUUGCACAAGAGGACAGCAGCACUCAGCGGUACAGCGCUGACCCAACAGUGUUUGUACCAGAGCGGGGCCAACGGGGUGAGCUGGAUGAAGAUGGGUACAUGACUCCAAUGCGAGACAAACCCAAAACAGAUUACCUGAACCCAGUAGAGGAGAACCCAUUUGUCUCGCGACGAAAGAACGGUAAUCUUCAAGCUCUGGACAACCCUGAGUAUCACAGCGCCCCGAACGGGCAGCCCAAAGCAGAGGACGAGUAUGUGAACGAGCCGUUGUACCUCAGCACCUUUGCUAAUACCUUGGAAAACGCAGAGUACCUGAAGAACAAUGGGCUUCCUUUGCCAGAGAAAUCCAAGAAGGCCUUCAACAACCCGGAUUACUGGAAUCACAGUCUGCCACCGCGAAGCACCCUCCAGCACCCGGACUACCUGCAGGAGUACAGCACAAAAUAUUUUUACAAACAAAAUGGACGGAUCCGGCCCAUCGUGGCAGAGAACCCUGAAUACCUCUCUGAGUUCUCCCUGAAGCCUGGCACUGUGCUGCCCCCACCACCCUACAGACAUCGAAACACGGUGGUGUAG
Messenger RNA from Mauremys mutica (yellowpond turtle), 4368 nucleotides. RefSeq names its product erb-b2 receptor tyrosine kinase 4 (gene ERBB4). The transcript is spliced from 28 exons. Bases 442 to 4368 code for a protein of 1308 amino acids. Gene Ontology annotation, cellular component: signaling receptor complex; basal plasma membrane. The record is from RefSeq and is a predicted model, not a curated record. NCBI's taxonomy places the organism in Eukaryota, Metazoa, Chordata, Testudines, Geoemydidae. Gene Ontology annotation, molecular function: transmembrane receptor protein tyrosine kinase activity; epidermal growth factor receptor binding; ATP binding. Gene Ontology annotation, biological process: positive regulation of kinase activity; positive regulation of cell population proliferation; cell surface receptor protein tyrosine kinase signaling pathway.